AUGGUUAUGACUAGUUUUCAAAACACUCUAGUUUCAUCUCCUGUUUAUAUGUCGACAUCAGAUGAAUCAGAAGAGAUACAUCAUCAGCAAGGUAAGAUGAUGAUCGACGAAAGGAGGCAAAGGAGGAAGAAAUCCAACAGGGAAUCUGCUCAGAGAUCUAGAAUGAGGAAGCAAAGGCACUUAGAUGAGCUUUGGUCACAAGUUAUUCGUCUUCGAAAUGAGAAUAAUAAUCUAAUUGAGAAGCUGAAUCAUAUAAGAAACAGGUGGUCUGAAAGAGUUAAAAUGAUGCCAUUACAUGCUGAUCCACUAGAAACAGAUAAUUUCAUUCUAAAUGCUAGAGUAAAUAGUAAUGGCUAUCCGCCAACUAGUCUCCACUAG
This is a messenger RNA of Spinacia oleracea (spinach), 378 nucleotides long. Its product is annotated as basic leucine zipper 43-like. The coding region runs from base 1 to 378 and encodes 125 amino acids. NCBI's taxonomy places the organism in Eukaryota, Viridiplantae, Streptophyta, Magnoliopsida, Caryophyllales, Amaranthaceae. The record is from RefSeq and is a predicted model, not a curated record. Gene Ontology annotation, molecular function: DNA-binding transcription factor activity. The transcript is spliced from 2 exons. Gene Ontology annotation, biological process: regulation of DNA-templated transcription.